AUGGCCACCAUUCACCCAUCCAGACUCGGUUUAGUUCCUCAGGACCCUCCGCAACGACGACGACGAUCUCCUUCGCCAUCCCCGCGUCGUCGAAGUAGGAGCCGCAGUCCAAGUCAUAGGGAUAAAGAACGGGAAAGGGAUAGGGACAGAAACCAGAGGAAGGGCAGAGAUGAGAGAGACAAGGGAAGGGAGAGAUAUCGGGAUCGUAGCAGAGGAUCUAGGGGACGCGACGAGCGCAAUGAUGGGAGGGGCAGAGAGAACGGCAGAGGGGAAAGCCCACGACGGAAUGCCCCAGAGGGCCGUCGAGGCAGCCCGUUAUACGAUGACUACCGACGCCCUGCGCCUCCUGUUGUUGAGGGACAAACACCCUGGAGGCAGCCCGAAAAUAUGUACCCGAAUCGAGGGGGCGGACGACCAUCUGGUGCUGGAAGUGAGGGUGCUGGGUUCAUCGAGUCUCGUCGUGCUCAACGGGAAGCUAUGACGGUGAACGUCUGGCCUCCGUCACCGAAAGCUCCUGCUCGCGAUUUGUCUCCGAAACGCAAAAAGUCAAGCAAGAAAUCAUCAAAACGUGCACGAUCCCCUUCCUCCAGUGACGAGACCUCUUCUGAAGAGGAAGAGAGGCGACGGAGAAAACGUAAAGAGAAGAAACGAUCGCGUCAUGAUAAGGAAAAGGACAAAGAGAGGGAAAGACGUCGUCGAUCUCCUUCCCCCCGCCGUCACCGCGACGACGACAACUCGGACGAGCACGACAGGCGCAAGAGACACCGCAGAACAAGGAGUCGUAGCAAAAGCGCACCGCACCCUGCGACGACUCGCAGCCCCACACCAAAGAAAGACCGCAGCCGUUCCCCAACAGCUGACGAUGACGACUCUGAUGCCUGGGUUGAGCGGUCGCCCAUGGCACCUCCCCCAGUCCCUACAAGUGCUCUUGGUGGAAAAGCCCCACCAACAAAAGCCACGCAAGCCAACACUGAUCAAUCAGACGACGAAGAUGACGAAGAAGAAGUCGGUCCAAAGCCACUCCAACAAUUCGGUACCGGCAAACGUUUCGACGAGCGUGCAUACGGCGGAGCCCUCCUCCGGGGCGAAGGCAGCGCCAUGGCCGCUUUCCUCCAAGAAGACUCGGAGGCGCGUAUCCCGCGUCGUGGUGAGAUUGGGCUAACGUCGGAUGAGAUUGCAAAGUACGAGGAUGUGGGAUAUGUGAUGAGCGGGAGCAGGCACAGGAGGAUGAAUGCUGUGCGGAUGAGGAAAGAGAAUCAGGUUAUUAGUGCGGAGGAGAAGAGGGGGAUAUUGAAGUUGCAGAAGGAGGAAAGGGAGAGGAGGGAGGCGAUUUUGAGGGAGGAGUUUGGGGAGCUUGUUAAUGAACGGUUGAAGGCUGGGGAUUCGAGGUUGAAGUGA
Laccaria bicolor S238N-H82 is the source of this 1398-nucleotide messenger RNA. RefSeq lists its product as uncharacterized. Gene Ontology annotation, biological process: regulation of gene expression. Bases 1 to 1398 code for a protein of 465 amino acids. Gene Ontology annotation, cellular component: nucleus. Lineage: Eukaryota; Fungi; Basidiomycota; Agaricomycetes; Agaricales; Hydnangiaceae. The record is from RefSeq and is a predicted model, not a curated record. Gene Ontology annotation, molecular function: chromatin binding. The transcript has 3 exons.